Molecule: messenger RNA, 639 nt
Organism: Striga hermonthica
Lineage: Eukaryota; Viridiplantae; Streptophyta; Magnoliopsida; Lamiales; Orobanchaceae
Source: the annotation of a GenBank genome assembly
AUGGUGAUCCUCUCCCAAAUGAUCAAAAGGGCUUUCGAUCUUCUUCUCUUUCCUCAAUCUGACUCUUACUCCUCUCAUAUCAUCGACUCACACACUCUGACGCGUGUCACCGGCUACGGCCAAGAUCUCGACCAAUGUUCCGUUUGUCUGUGCAGCAUAAGUCCGGGUGAAGUCAUCAGGGAGCUGAAAAACUGCGGCCACGUUUUCCACGCCGCCUGCUUGGAGAGAUGGCUCGGACACGGGCACUGGACCUGUCCCCUGUGCAGAAACCACGUGACCCGCCGGCUCGUUUUCCCUCACCAGGAUUCCGGUCAUCAACCUCGGGAGGUUUUGGUUUUCAACUUCGGUCAUGUCGAUUCAGUUGGUAAUAAAAGCUCGUGGUGGCUGAGGUCGACCAGACCGGAGAGGCAACCAAAUCGAACCGGCCUAACUAGCGGGUCAAAGGAAACAAGAGGAUCACUCAGGUCCAAAGAUCUUCUGGUCGAAGAGAGUAUUGAAGGUCAGAAGGUCAAAGGUCAUAAGGAAAGGACAUCUAGUCGAAUGAUCGACGAGCAAGACAACAGCGUCCUGGGACACCUUGAGGUGAUGGCUGAGAUGAUGGCAUUUUUUGGUAAUAAAAGCUCGUGGUGGCUGAGGUGA